AUGACUUUCAUUGGUCUUCAAAUUUGGAUGGGCUUGUUUCGUGCUCCUAAACUGGCAGACUAUUGGUCAAAAAAGAAGAUAUAUGUGAACCAAAUUGCAGGCGUGAUGUCGCGCAACAGAUUUGAGUUGUUGUUGGCGAAUUGGCAUUUUCAAGAUAAUCAAACAGCCGACACUUCUGAUAGAUUGUACAAACUUGGACCCCUCCUGGAGCAGCUUAGAACGAACUUUCAAAAGUACUUCAUUCCCAAAGACCAGAUAUGCGUGGAUGAAACGCUUGUCCCUUUCCGUGGAAGGCUGGCUUUUAUUCAGUAUAUCAAGAAUAAAGGCACAAGUUCGGAGUGA
This is a messenger RNA of Acanthoscelides obtectus, 342 nucleotides long. Lineage: Eukaryota; Metazoa; Arthropoda; Insecta; Coleoptera; Chrysomelidae. The record is from the annotation of a GenBank genome assembly.